AUGCCACGGUUCGAUGUAAAUUUCGCGGAUCCAAAGAAGUUUUUCUACCCGGGCGAAACCAUCAUUGGAAAUAUCGUAAUCAAGCUUGACUCAGCCAUAAAUUGCAAGAAAAUAUCGUUGAAAUUUAAAGGCAAGAGUCAUGUAAGAUGGACAACCGGAUCGGGAGACGACAAGAAGACACAUUGGAAUACCGAAGAAUAUUUUAAAAAUUCUAUAACACUAGUGGCAGCGCUGCCUCCAGACUCAGAAAUAACUCUCCAUCCAGGGGAAUUUAGCUAUCCAUUUCAGUUUCAACUGCCAAGUAAUUUACCACCGAGUGUUGAAGCGCCCAUAGUGACAGGGAAUAUCCAGUACUAUAUGAAGAUUAAGAUUGAUGUUGAUUCGUGGAGAUUGAAAUCGGACAUUGAAGAAAAGAUACCUUUCAAGGUUGGUAGAAUAAGGCUGAGGUUUUGACUUUUAUAACAACUUCGAUUCUUAAAUGAUAGCUGACUAAUUCUGAGAGAGCAAAAGAGCCACUCACCAACUGACAUCUUACAAAAAAUCUUGCUUAUCGGAAGUGAUACCCAAAUGAUCCUCAGAGUCACAUAAGCAUGCAUACAAAUCCCAGUUUUGUGAUCAAUCUAGCCCACCAGAUAAACUUUAUGACAGUUUCUCCUAAUUGCCAUGUAAACAACCUAUGUGCCAUUAAUAGGUACAGUACCACAAGUGAGACAACUGAACUGACUACAUGCAGUAUUUGUUCCCAAAAUAUUUAACAAAAUAUUAAAUAUGCCUUAUCUCUUAUGUCAAACCCAUUUUCAGGUAGUUGCAUCACCAGUGGAUUUGAAUCAAACUCGAAACCUCCUCGAACCAGCGGCUGCCACUGAAGAAAAAUUUCUUUGUUGUCUUUGCUGUCAGUCUGGCCCUAUCCGACUUGUUGGCAGAAUUCAAAAGCAAGCUUAUUACCUUGGCGACCAAAUAAUUUUUUCAUUUGAGCUCGAUAACAAGGAGACAGACAAACCAUUAAGAAAAAUUGAAGCAAGGUUGAUAGAGCGGUUUACAUUUAUCAGUAAUACUGGCCGUACCAGUGAGCAUGAACAUGCAAAGUCAUCUGUGCAGUUAAGCGAAGGUGUGCCUCCACGAGGGGAAGACACUUGGAAUAAUGUAACGCUUAACAUACCCACCAAUAUAAUACCAAGCUUUAACAACUGUAAGUGUAUGCGCCUUGAGUAUUAUUUCAUAGUGAAUGUCGAUAUUGAAUCUGCAUUUGAUCCAAAGGUUUCAUUUCCAAUUACAAUCUCAAGUGGCCCACAGAUGGUACAACCUGUCAUUCAACCCCCAUUUAUCCCCGGAAAUGUGAUGCCACCUGCACCAGGUAUGGUGUACCCUCCUCCCACCACAAGUUACCCUCCUAUGCCUCCUACAGGUUACCCUCCUGCAACAGGCUAUCCUCAACCAGCUGGCUACCCUCCAGCAACCAUCACCCAACAACCAGAAGUAUGGAACCCUGAUUUACCACCACCAGCUUACCCAAUUGAAGAAAAGAAAUAA
Molecule: messenger RNA, 1530 nt
Organism: Paramuricea clavata
Lineage: Eukaryota; Metazoa; Cnidaria; Anthozoa; Malacalcyonacea; Plexauridae
Source: the annotation of a GenBank genome assembly